This is a messenger RNA of Malaclemys terrapin pileata, 3597 nucleotides long. RefSeq names its product RNA polymerase I subunit F (gene POLR1F). Gene Ontology annotation, cellular component: RNA polymerase I complex. Gene Ontology annotation, biological process: DNA-templated transcription; DNA-templated transcription initiation. Bases 77 to 1036 code for a protein of 319 amino acids. The record is from RefSeq and is a predicted model, not a curated record. Lineage: Eukaryota; Metazoa; Chordata; Testudines; Emydidae. The transcript is spliced from 4 exons.
AGAGUGAGUCACGUACGCGCUCCAUACCAGGCGGACGGCUGGAGUCCGGGGCUUAGCGAACAGUUGUGGAGGCACCAUGGGAACCAGCGUGGAGGUGCCGCACUCGGCGGCCCGGCCGCUGCCCUGCCCGGAGAUCCCGGCCUUCGCGGCCGCCUGCCGCCUAGUGCGGAGCCGCUACUCGUGCCUGGUGGCGGCGCCGCAUCGGAGGCACAUCGCGCUGGCGCCGCGCUACCUGAACCGGAAGCGCACCGGGAUCCGCGAGCAGCUCGACAGCGAGCUGCUGAGAUACUCGGAGAGCCUCAGCGGUGUGCCAGUGGCUUAUGAUAACAUCAGAGUAGUGGGUGAAUUAGGUGAUAUUUAUGAUGACCAAGGAUUCAUCCAUUUUAACAUUGAAGCAGAUUUUGUCAUUUUCACCCCCAAGAAAGGAAAAAAGCUUGUGGGUGUGAUCAAUAAAGUGGCCCCAAGUCAUAUUGGCUGUCUGAUACAUGGGUGUUUCAAUGCUUCCAUUCCUAAACCUGAUCGAAUGUCAGCUAUAGAGUGGCAAGACCUUGGCUUAAAAAUAGGAGAUAAACUGGAAUUUGAAGUGGUGCAUUUAGAUUCCGAUGCUGCUGGAGUAUUCUUCAUUCGGGGGAAACUGAAUAAAGACAGUAUGCAAUCCAAAUAUCCUGAAUCAGUAACAGAAGAUACAAACAGUAUAGAUGAAAUACCAAAGAAGAAACACAAGAAAAAAGACAGAAGGAAUUGUGAGUUAGAAAAUGACACAGAGGUUACAGACAAUGCAGAUACUACUGUGGUGGAAGAUGCAGAAAAGCAGAAUGCUGAUACAGUAAAUGGAUUUUAUGAUAAAAAACCAAAGAAGAAGAAAAAACAUAAGCAAGAAAAGCAGAAACCUGUAUUUUAUGGAAGUGACUGUAGUGGUUACCCGAGUGACCAUAAAAAGGUUAAGAGAAAGAAAAGAGAACAUCAUGAUGUAGAUGAAGAAAGUGAAUUAUCUCAAUUGUCACAAGAACCUAAAGCCAAAAAGAGAAAGGAAUGACAAAUGGACUGAAGAGUCCAAAAAUCCCUUGCUUGAAUGUAAGAUUGUCAUCUUCUUUCAGAAGUACUUGAUAAACUUCCAGUAAAAUCAUAUUUUCAAUUUGUGUAUUUCAGCUUUCAUUUAUAUUACAGUAGCACUUAGAAGUCCCAACCAAGAUCAAGGCCCCCUUAUGCGAGGCAAUGUAUAUAUACUCAUACUAUAUUCUUAAGAGCAGGUUAGACAAACACCUGUCGGGGAUGGUCUAGAAGAUAAUACUUAGUCCUGCCAUGAGUGCAGGGAACUGGAAUAGAUGAUCUCUUGAGGUCCCUUCCUCUGAUUCUAUACAUCUUUCAGGAUAGGAGAUGCCUCUUACUCUCCAGAGAUAAAACAAAGGAUGGGAAAGAGGCAGUACAUAUUCCUGUUUUACAGAUGAGGAAAUGAGGUACAGAGAUUAAGUGUCCUGCCCAAAGAGAUACAAGAAGUGUUUGGCAGAGCUGGGAGGUGAACCAGAUGUCUUGAGUGGUAGUCAGCGCCUUAACUACAAGAACAUGUUUCUUUUGUUAGUGAAAUUAAACGUGGUAUUCAAAUGCAGGCUUUAAGUCCUUAAAUUUAGUAUUUUUAAUGCCUCCAAGCAAACUUUUUAUUAAAAAAGGAGGUUUAAGGUCUAGAUUCUAAUGAAUAUAGUGAACAUAGUGCUUAAGAUGACUUCUUACAUUUCAGAGUGUACAAGCAUGCCAGGGAGUACUUGAAACGUUUGCAACAAAAUUUAUGGUGUGCUACUCUAAAUGGAAAAACAUCUAUUUGGAGAACUGGUCAUGUUGUAUUCGAGGUCUGUUGGGGGUGUAGGGAAGAUUAGGUUGUUAGUUUCACAAUAGUGCAGUUCACUCCAUUUUCUUACUCUCUGGCUCCAUUUCCUUGUUAAUUAGAUCUCACUGGACUUCCAUUGAGAGACUAACAGUUUUAUCAGAUUGUAACUCAUCACCAGGAUUCUUAGUUUUCCAUGAUUAAUGAACAAAAAUUCUCUGAUAAACAUGAAAAUCUGUGUUUUUUCCAUGAUUAAAAUGAAAAAAAAUCUUAUAUAAUGAAACAAUAUUUGAACAGUGUUCUAAGUUUACAAUUUUUAAGCAAGUUCAAAGCCUACUGGUGUCAUCACUCAUAAUAGAAUAUUAGAAUUUGUAUUUUACAUAUACCAAAUGCUUCUAUGUCUAUUCUAUAUUUUCAGGAUUUUUUUAAAUGCACAAAAAAUUAAGCAAAAUUACUUUUAUAUUAAUAUCACUCACUUUGAGUUAGUCCUGGUUGUUAAAAAUAGAGUUACAGCAUUCCAGCCACAUUUUCGUCUUUCAGACAUUGGCGCAGAGCAGAGAAAAGAACCCUGAGUUUGCUGAAACUUCUUUCCACAUCAGCUGAAUUUACAGUCAGUUGGAGGAGAACCAUUGCAUCUUUUUUGCCAGGUUAGGAAUACGAUCUUCAACAGCCAUCCAGAAGUAAAUGGGAUCCUCAACGUCUCCAAAUUAAGUCUUUGACAAUCCCUAAAUCCACUCAGACAGCUUUAAUUGUGGUUUCACAAUCUUUGUAUAGGAUCCAGUGCAUGAACAGCAUGGAGAAAAUUAAGUGCUGGUUGUUUAUUUUUUAGCUUGAACUGAGACAGUACAUCAGCAGUGCUUUGAGCAGCUGCAGAUCUAUUUGCAUUUUCAGUUGAUGCAAGAUGCUGUAACCAUGAAAUUAAAUCCAGAAAAAUGUACACUUUGUGCAUUUGUAAAAAGCAACAGAGGGUCCUGUGGCACCUUUAAGACUAACAGAAGUAUUGGGAGCAUAAGCUUUCGGGGGUAAGAACCUCACUUCUUGCAAGUGCCACAGGACCCUCUGUUGCUUUUUACAGAUUCAGACUAACACGGCUACCCCCCUGAUACUUUGUGCAUUUGGUAUUUUUAGGACUGCAAAACAUCCAGUACUAUCACCAAGUGUCCGCAGUUCUCUGCAAUGUAUUUCGGGUCUGCAUGCACAUCAGCUGCUAACAGGCAAGCUAGUUUCUGCUGAACAGAUGUAUCCCCAUGUUCCAUUUGUUCAUGCUCCUUGAACCCAUGGUAGAACUGGUAGUACUGUACAUGGUAUUUUAUAUAAUUGAACCAUGUAUUCCACCUGGUCCCAAUUGGUUCAGUUGGAAGUGUUGGCAAAUCAACUCUCUAUUUACUCAGGUAUCUCAAGUAUCGUUUACGACAAGCUGGAGAUUUCACUAAAAUUGACUUCAUCUCAAAGCGAUCCACUUAAAGCUAUCUCACCAAAUAUUUCCUGCCAGAGCGACUAUAUGUGCAUAGCAAUGAAGACGAACACAGUUUGACCACAGGUUGCAAAGCACAUCAUUUCAAGCCUUUGCCAUGUAGCUCGUACUGUCUGUUAUAAAUGCUAAUAUUCGAUCAAGUGGUUGGAUGCUGAAUUCCAUAACACAAGAAAUCAAGGCUUAUGAAACGGGGUCAUAUAUAACUUUGCUGAGGUACACUGUCUUUACAAGCUGUGGUGUGGUAAUGUCAGCAUGCUUUAGGAGAAUCUACCUUGAGCACCUGAAAUAAAAUGUUGAAAACUGG